CCUUAUUCUCCUCCAUCUUUCCAUCCCUCACUUUCAUUCCACAUUUCUUAGUUAUGGACAAGAAAAACAUGCUUUUUAUCGCACUUAUAUGCGUCAUUGUAGCUUCCGUCGGUGGUCAAUCUCCGGCAGCUUCACCGACACUACCUCCACCAACAAGCAUCACUACUCCUCCUGCUGCUACACCGAAACAUGCUCCACCAUCAACCGUCACCACUCCUCCAGCUACUUCACCGACACAAUCUCCACCAAAAACCAUCACUACUCCUCCUUCUACUUCACCGACACAAUCUCCACCAAAAACCGUCGCUACUCCUCCUUCUACUUCACCGACACUUGCUCCACCAAAAACCGUCACUAAUCCUCCAGCUACUUCACCGACAUUUGCUCCACCAAAAACCGUCACUAAUCCUCCAGCUACUUCACCGACACUUGCUCCACCACCAACCGUCACUACUCCUCCAGCUACUUCACCGACACUUGCUCCACCAUCAACCGUCACUACUCCUGCUACUUCACCGACACUACCUCCACCGUCAACUGUCACUACUCCACCUGCUGCUUCACCGACACUAGCUCCACCAACAACCGUCAUUACUCCUCCUGCCACUUCACCUUCCAAACCUACCUCUCCCGCCAAAACACCAGUUUCUGCUCCCGUAACAGCUCCUGCUGCAUCUCCACCGACGGUUUCUGUUCCUCCUCCGACUAAGACGCCGGUGAGUUCACCACCGACAGCGGAGCCAGUGAGUGCGCCACCGGCUCCUGAGACGGCGCCGGUGAGUUUGCCACCUGCGGCGGAGCCGGUUAGUGCUCCACCUACAGAGGUUGAAUCGCCGCCAGUACCGGAACCUACUGCUGCUCCGAUUGAGGCUCCAACCGCUGAAGUUCCAGCGCCUGCGCCUAGUAAGAAGACAAAGAAGCGGAGCACGUCUCCGGCGCCUGCGCCGGAAAUUAUGGGACCAGCAGCUUCUCCUAAUGAAGCUCCUGGACCUAGUUAUACUUCUAUGACUCCAGCUCCAGCUCCCUCUGCUGACAUUGCCGACGAUAAUGGAGCAGAGAAAUUGAAGGGUGUGCAGAUGGUGGUCGGAAGCUUGGUAUUGGGAUUGACUAUCUUCAGCUGGCUCUAAACACUAUAUUGUUUUUUUUCUUUUUUAUUUUCUGAUUUUAUUCGUUUGAUUGUAGUUUCUCUUGUGUUCAUUUUUAUUUAUUAUAUAUUGUUUUAAUCCAUUUAUAUGAGUCGCGGCUCGAUCUGUAUCUUGGGUAUGGCCCCCCUGCCCUUUUAUAUUCUUUAAUUGUUUUACAUUAUUCUGGAUUCAUUGUACCUACUUUUUUAUAUUUGUACCUUCUAAUACUUGCGGUGAUCAA
Molecule: messenger RNA, 1365 nt
Organism: Helianthus annuus (common sunflower)
Lineage: Eukaryota; Viridiplantae; Streptophyta; Magnoliopsida; Asterales; Asteraceae
Product: lysine-rich arabinogalactan protein 19
Exons: 2
Coding region: 54-1127 (357 amino acids)
Cellular component (GO): plasma membrane
Source: RefSeq, a predicted model, not a curated record